Molecule: messenger RNA, 2999 nt
Organism: Megalops cyprinoides (Indo-Pacific tarpon)
Lineage: Eukaryota; Metazoa; Chordata; Actinopteri; Elopiformes; Megalopidae
Gene: dennd10
Product: DENN domain containing 10
Exons: 10
Coding region: 28-1143 (371 amino acids)
Biological process (GO): protein transport; regulation of early endosome to late endosome transport
Cellular component (GO): late endosome
Molecular function (GO): guanyl-nucleotide exchange factor activity; small GTPase binding
Source: RefSeq, a predicted model, not a curated record
AGGAAGGGAGAGGUAGCUGUUUGGUUCAUGUCACAUCUAGGAGCCCGCCACUGUACUGAACUGCAGGUGGAGGUACAGGGAUGGAACAUGGCUGGAUCUGAAACUCAACUGAUGCUGAGCGUUGGGUUAAUCGAGAAAGACGUGAAUGAAGAUGUGCUGUGGGUGUGGUGCUACCCGUCUGUCAGCGCAGAGAUGCGAGAUCUUCUGCUAAGGAAAUGCUGCCUCACGCUCGAAGGCUCCGUCCUGCACACCUUUGUGUUCGGCCAGUUCAACCGUACCUGGUACUACAUCACCACGGUGGAAGUGGAGGAGCCCACCGCUUUGAGAAAGGUCACGCAUUUUUCGACAGUUCUUACAGCAAAAGAUUUCAACCCUGAGAAGUAUGCAGCUUUCAGCAGAAUACUUUGCAGGAUGUACUCCAAACAUGGCAGCCCAGUCAGAAUGAUGGAGGGCUACAUUGCUGUGCUCACCAAGGGUGUGUGCCAGAGUGAUGAGAAUGGCUCCUUUCUCAUAAAGGACUACGAUGCCCGGAAGGCUUACCUAGCAGGUUCAAUCAAAGAUGUGGUGUCCCAGUUUGGAAUGGAAACCAUCAUCCUCUACACGGCGCUGAUGCUGAAGAAGAGAGUUGUGGUUUACCACCCUAGAGUUGAAGCACUCUUAGAGUUCACCAGAGUCCUCCCAGCACUGACGUGGCAUCGGAAAGACUGGUCAAUUCUUCACCCCUAUGUACAUCUGAAUGACACAGAAUUAGAAGCCCUUCGUUUAUGCACAGGGUAUGUUGCUGGAUUUGUGGAUCCGGAAGUAAGCAAUAGAUCUGACCUGUUUGACGUGUAUGUCAACCUCCCAGAUAGUGAAAUUACAGUUUCCCAGAGUGCAAAAGAGGCGAUGAUGAUGGGUAAACUGCACAAAGACAUCGGACUGCUCAUCAUUCAGUCUGCAGAACAUGCUGAUAAGACAGACGGACAGGUUAUAAAGGAUAUUUCUUUAAAAACAAAAGAGAUUCUGGCCAACCUGGUGUCUCUAGCAGAAGAAUGUGAGGAUUCAAAAAUCACAUUGGAGACCCUGAAGCAACGGCACUUCCCCUCAGCAACGGAGAACUUCCUGUUCCAUCUGGCAGCAGCUGAACAGCUGCUCAAGAUCUGACCAUUCCACCCUCUCCUCAGAUACCUCUGAUGUGAUCUGACCAUGUUUUCUAUCUGACCAUGUGAUCUGUCUUAUCACUCAAAUAUCACUGAUGCAUCAUAAGAGUCAAGUUAGCACUUGAAUGAAUAAGUAGGUAAAUCAACUUUAAUUGCACUCAAGUUAAGUUAGAACAUACUGUGCAGCUCUUACAGUAGUAAACAUGGGCACAACUGGUGAGUAACUGCAGAAAUUAAAAAUUAAAUUUAGGUUUGAAGGAGUAGGAAGAGCAAGGGAUUUUAAGGUAAUGGGGCUCACUCUAACACAAACUACUGUUAAAUAUGAGUGAUGCAUAGCAAGAUGUGUGUGUAUCUGUAACAGCUGCAGAUUUCAUAAGUGCUCCCUAUUACUAGCUAUGCCUUGUGUGUUCAUUACUCAUGAAUGCACCUGUACAGAUGAAUAUCUGUACUUGUUUGCUGCCAUGGUCACAUGAUGUGGUCAGGUGGUGAUGAGUGCCAUGACCUCACAGCUUCAUAGUCACAGGUUGCAUCCCAGGUCGGUUUGUCUGCCUAUGGAUUCUGUGUUUGGAUCCCGGCUCACCUGCAGCAGACUGACUGACUGGGUGAAUUAUGCAAUGCCCUUGUGGUUACCCUGUGAUAGACUGACUGUGCAGGUCAGGAGAAUUAUCACCGCACACUCUUGAGAAUCUUGAGAAAUGAUGAUCAAUAUAUCAUAAUUCAUAUAAUGUAAAUUAUAGUGCAUUGGUAAGCUAUACUGUCAGGUUAAAAUGGAAUGGUUUUUGAGGAAGCCAAAUUAAAAAAGACUAUAAAUCAGCCUUCCCCAUCUGCAGCAGCUAUGCCCUUAAAGCAAACACUGUCUCUAGUGCCAACUGUAUUAAAUAGUUUGACUGAUGGCCCUGUUGCUGUAUUAUGAUCACAACAUUGAAUAUCAUCAAUAAUAUAAUAGUAAUUACCCAGUAUUCUGUGACUCCCAGUGAGAGGAGACACGAUGAGAGCAGAUAGCAAGGUAGCAGUAUCUCACUGGAUUUCAACCAAAGUUAUUAUUUUUUUUUCCAUCCUGGUCUUUCAUGAGUGGGUAAACUUAGGGUAGAUUCCACUGAACGCACAGAUCAUCUUGUUGUAUCAUGACUCCCCCCCCCCCUAAGUAACCUAACUGAACCCUAUAGAUGCGCUACCUCACCCCAGUAGGUCUGACAGUCGUCUCGUCAGAUAAACAGUAUCAAGGCCAUCAGUCAAAUGACUUUAAAUACAUUUACGUAAAUGGUGUGAGAGGAGUCUUUUUUCCUACAGAGAAAGGUGCCAGUCAGAUUUAUAAUUAUAGCAUUAACGUGCGACACAAGCAAUAAUGGUUGCAUCACAGAAACAUAGAUUUGUGAUUGGUCAGAUUUGUGCGGUUGGAGAUUUCGGAAAAACUGCCGAAUGUGAGAUUUACAUGUUUAAGUCAGUAGCACGAGCAGGUGUCAUUGCUGGUGCUGUUCAGUGUCUUAUUAUUCCUCUGCGCUCACUGUCGGCUCCUGUUGUAACCUUUUACUUGCAUGCUACAUUCCCGCACUACAUUCCAUACUUCCAUGUCUAAUGAUCGGCCUCGCCUGUCCUGUAGCUUCACAGUGGUUGACAAAACUGCAUUGUCUCCUUUGCAGUAUCUUCAGUCUCUUGUACCCUAUUGUCAGCCUUUUCAAAGAUGUACCUUUUAAAUCACAUUGGUGAACUUCCACCCCUCCUGCUACCAGUGAACUAGCACCAUGAAAAUGGCUUAAAAAUUUCAGACUAUUGUUGAGUGAUCAGGUGGAGUUAAAAUGAUCAACAGUGGAUUGUCUCGCAGACUGUUUCUGAUUUAUGUUGUCUGUUUUUUUAAUAUUA